Messenger RNA from Mirounga angustirostris (Northern elephant seal), 4186 nucleotides. RefSeq names its product ADAM metallopeptidase domain 17 (gene ADAM17). Gene Ontology annotation, cellular component: plasma membrane. The transcript has 20 exons. The coding region runs from base 202 to 2799 and encodes 865 amino acids. Lineage: Eukaryota; Metazoa; Chordata; Mammalia; Carnivora; Phocidae. The record is from RefSeq and is a predicted model, not a curated record. Gene Ontology annotation, molecular function: metalloendopeptidase activity. Gene Ontology annotation, biological process: Notch signaling pathway; membrane protein ectodomain proteolysis.
GCCGCCCUCUCGGAGCGCUGCCUGCACUUCCGGGGGCCUCAAGCCGGGCUCUAGAGUCUUCCGGUAGGCGGCGCGGGAGGAAAAAGAGGCUUGAGGGGCAGGGCCGGGCGGAUCCCCUUCUCUCCCAAUGUGAGCAGUGUCCCAGGCCCCCGUCAGGCGAAGGCUGCCCAGAGAGGUGGAGCCGGUGGCCGGGCCGGGAACAUGAGGCAGUGUCUCCUCUUCUUGACCAGCGUGGUUCCUUUCGUGGUGGCGCCGCGACCUCCGGACGAUUCCCCGGAGCGACUCGAAAAGCUUGAUUCUUUACUCUCAGACUACGAUAUCCUCUCUUUAUCCAGUAUCCAACAGCACUCAGUAAGAAAAAGGGAUCUACAGGCCUCAACACAUUUAGAAACACUACUGACUUUUUCAGCUUUGAAAAGGCAUUUUAAAUUAUACCUGACAUCAAGUACUGAGCGCUUUUCCCAAAAUUUCAAAGUCGUGGUGGUAGAUGGUAAAGAUGAAAGUGAGUACACCGUCAAAUGGCAGGAUUUCUUCAGCGGACAUGUGGUUGGUGAGCCUGACUCUAGAGUUCUAGCCCACAUAGGAGAUGAUGAUAUUACAAUAAGAAUCAACACAGAUGGGGCAGAAUAUAAUAUAGAGCCACUUUGGAGACUAAUUAAUGAUACUAAAGACAAAAGAAUUUUAGUUUAUAAAUCUGAAGAUAUCAAGAAUGUUUCACGUCUACAGUCUCCAAAAGUGUGUGGUUAUAUAAAGGCGGAUAAUAAAGAGUUGCUUCCAAAAGGGCUGGUAGACAGAGAGCCACCUGAUGAGCUUGUUCAUCGAGUGAAGAGAAGAGCUGACCCUAAUCCCAUGAAGAACACGUGUAAAUUGUUGGUGGUAGCAGAUCAUCGCUUUUACAGAUACAUGGGCAGAGGGGAAGAGAGUACAACUACAAAUUACUUAAUAGAGCUUAUUGACCGAGUGGAUGACAUCUAUCGGAACACUUCAUGGGACAAUGCGGGUUUUAAAGGUUAUGGAAUACAGAUAGAGCAGAUCCGCAUUCUCAAGUCUCCACAAGAGGUGAAACCUGGUGAAAGGCACUAUAACAUGGCAAAAAGUUACCCGAAUGAAGAAAAGGAUGCUUGGGAUGUGAAGAUGUUGCUAGAGCAAUUUAGCUUUGAUAUAGCCGAAGAAGCAUCUAAAGUCUGCCUGGCACAUCUUUUCACCUAUCAAGAUUUUGAUAUGGGAACUCUUGGGUUAGCUUAUGUUGGUUCUCCCAGAGCAAACAGUCAUGGAGGCAUUUGCCCAAAGGCUUAUUAUAGUCCAAUUGGAAAGAAAAAUAUCUAUUUGAAUAGUGGAUUGACCAGCACAAAAAAUUAUGGUAAAACCAUCCUUACAAAGGAAGCUGACCUGGUAACAACUCAUGAAUUGGGACACAACUUUGGAGCAGAACACGAUCCGGAUGGCCUAGCGGAAUGUGCCCCAAAUGAGGACCAGGGAGGAAAAUACGUUAUGUAUCCCAUCGCUGUGAGUGGAGAUCAUGAGAACAAUAAGAUGUUUUCAAACUGCAGUAAGCAGUCCAUCUAUAAGACCAUUGAAAGUAAGGCCCAGGAGUGUUUUCAAGAGCGAAGCAACAAAGUGUGUGGGAACUCCAGGGUGGACGAAGGAGAGGAGUGCGACCCUGGCAUCAUGUACCUGAACAAUGACACGUGCUGUAGCAGUGACUGCAUGCUGAGGGCGGGCGUGCAGUGCAGUGUUGGAGAAUCCUGUUUAAUGGCAUACACUAAAUGCAGAGGAAGCAGGUUACAAAUUAGAAGUACCUGUGUUUCCAUGUUGCUGACUGGUGCCUGGCUUAGCGUAGAAGGGGAGAACUUGACUUUAUGUGAUAGGAACAGUCCUUGCUGUAAGAACUGUCAGUUCGAGACUGCCCAGAAGAAGUGCCAAGAGGCUAUCAAUGCCACUUGCAAAGGCGUGUCUUACUGCACAGGUAACAGCAGUGAGUGCCCCGCUCCUGGCAAUGCUGCAGAUGACACGGUGUGCUUGGACCUCGGCAAGUGUAAAGAUGGGAAGUGCGUCCCCUUCUGUGAGAGGGAGCAUCGGCUGGAGUCCUGUGCGUGUAACGAAACCGACAACUCGUGCAAGGUGUGCUGUAGGGACCCCUCGGGCCGGUGUGUGCCCUACGUUGACGCUGAACAGAAGAACUUAUUCUUGAGGAAAGGGAAGCCCUGUACGGUGGGCUUCUGUGACAUGAAUGGCAAGUGUGAGAAGCGAGUACAGGAUGUCAUCGAGCGAUUUUGGGACUUCAUUGACCAGCUGAGCAUCAAUACUUUCGGAAAGUUUUUAGCGGACAAUAUCGUAGGUUCCGUCCUGGUUUUCUCCUUGAUAUUUUGGAUCCCCUUCAGCAUUCUUGUCCAUUGCGUGGAUAAGAAACUGGACAAGCAGUAUGAGUCUCUGUCUCUGUUCCACCCCAGCAACGUGGAAAUGCUAAGCAGCAUGGACUCGGCCUCGGUUCGCAUCAUCAAGCCCUUUCCUGUGCCCCAGACCCCCGGCCGCCCGCAGCCCCUGCAGACCGCCCCUGUGCCGCCCGUACCCGCAGCUCCCAAACUGGAGCCCCAGCGAAUGGACACGAUCCAGGAGGACCCCAGCACAGACUCGCACGUGGAUGAGGACGGCUUCGAGAAGGAUCCCUUCCCCAACAGCAGCAGUGCCGCCAAGUCCUUUGAGGACCUCACGGGCCGUCCGGUGACAAGAAGCGAGAAGGCCGCCUCCUUCAAGCUGCAGCGUCAGAACCGCGUGGGCAGCAAGGAGACCGAGUGCUAGGCUGGGCUUCCUGAGCGCGGGCUUCAGCACGCACAGGGUUUUUGUACGACGGACUUGAAAUCCCUGCGUCCAUUUUGUGAAGCUUUGGGAGAAAUAAGGGACUUCACAGCAGAUGCUGGUCAUGUGUUUGGACUCCUUCACACACACAAAUACUUGUGUGCUUAGGCCCUUGUCCUUUGGAAGAGGUAAGGUGAAUCUAGCUUAUUUUGAGGCUUUCAGGUUUUAGUUUUUUUGGCUUUCAAAAUACCCUUCAACCUGUGGUGCAAAAGCAGAAAAUACAGCUGGAUUAGGUUAUGAAUAUUUACAUUUUUGUAAAUUGACCUUUUUAUUGAGAAUAGCACUGAUUAAGGAGAUGAUCAAUUUUUUGUUUUUUAUUUUAUAUACACUGUAAUGAUCCGCUGACUAUCAGGAGGCAUUUAGCAGUUACUUGUGAGGAUAACUGGAACACAGAUUUUAUUUUUUGCCUUCAGGUAAAGACAAAGGAGAGAAAACGGAGUUACACAUUCUUUCCAAAGUGUGGGUUCUGUUUUUAGGCAUUACCCAGAGCUUUUAGCAGCAGGGAGAAUCACCCAGCUUAUUCCCAAAGAUAGAUGUGUUAAUACGGUUUUUCGGAUUCUAAGAAUUAAAACACAAUCUAGCUUACAGGUAGCCAAAUUGAAUUUACAGAAUCCUGCCAACUGCUCAGGGCCCCAAUGUGCCCGGCAGUUUUUGUUUUCUAAGUUUAUCUAGUACUGUUGCCGUGUUCGUAAAGGGCUCGCCAUUCACAAAACCGAAACAACUUCAAAAUGAGAGCAUGGUUUCCUAGUGGCCAAGAAGUACGUGAGCUAGUUCUCCCCAAAGAACGGUGGCCUUGAAAGGCCGAGGCGUUGUGCUGAGCGGGGGGCGGCACGCUGCCUCUCUCGGGCCUGCGGCUCCCCCCCCCCCCCCGCCGGUUCCUGAAAACCCCUGGUGGUGACCUGGAGGUGGACCCUGCAUCCCUUCUUGCUUUAGUGCUUUGGGACUGUGUGCAUUUACUUUGUGAAGGAUAAAAAUCAUCAAAUUGAACUCUGAUUUCCUUAAAAUUAUAGUUAAAAGCUUUCCCCUCCCCAAGUACUGAAAUGUGCUCAUAGCCAACACAUUCUAACGGAGAUAAUUUGUAAAUUUUGAGGGCAAUUAACUGAACCUGUGAUAAAUCGAAUCUUUCCUUCUAAGGACGUUUCUUAUGCAGAUGCCUGUUACACUAAUACUUGAACUUAUACCUUGUGGUGUUUGCUGUCUUAACUAGUCCUGAUACAGUUUAGUUACACUUUCAGAAUCUGAUAGAAGGUGAGUGGGUGUAUGUGAGAGUGAACAGUUCCCAGCUCAAUGUAAGAAAACUUUUUUAUAAAAUUGUGACUUUUUAAACAAA